Molecule: messenger RNA, 318 nt
Organism: Trametes versicolor FP-101664 SS1
Lineage: Eukaryota; Fungi; Basidiomycota; Agaricomycetes; Polyporales; Polyporaceae
Exons: 3
Coding region: 1-318 (105 amino acids)
Source: RefSeq, a predicted model, not a curated record
AUGCCCUCUCCGUCUGCGCUCCGAACACUUCAGCGGCGGGCUUGCGCCGUUCGCAGCUCGCCAAGUUGCAAGCGCUACGCCUCCCACGGCCACGGCCCCCACUACAACGAGCCCACUGGCUACUUCCUCAGCGAGAAGCCCCUCCCUGCUGGGCAGAAGCGCAAGAAGGAGUCUUGGGAGAACGUGUGGUAUAUUGGAAUGUACGGCUCCAUGGGUGUCGCCGCUGUCUUGCUCUACUACAAGCCCGACACAAGUAUCAAGAGCUGGGCUUUGGAAGAAGCCAAGGCCCGCAUGGAGGCGCGAGGCGAGAAGCCCUGA